GCUCCGGAGCUGCCCGAGAGGGAGCGGAUCCGGCGGUCGGGAGGCAAAGCGGCAUCAGGCAGUGGUCGCCUUUCCUCUUCCUCCUCCUCCUCCUCUUCCUUCUCCGCCACGCCUCAACUUUCCAAGAAAGUUCCCCAACUCCGGAAGAGAAAGAGAGAAAGAGAAAGGGAGCCAAGCAGAGAGAGAGAGAGAGUAAGAAAGACGGAAAGGAAGAGACUGUCGCUGUGAGUGCUGUCGCUGUGAGUUCUUCUCCUUCCAGCGCAUCGCAUCCUCCUCCUCCUCUUUCUCCUUCUCCUCCUUCUCCUGCUUUUGAACCCUUUUCCUCCUCCAGCGACGAUGCCGUCCAGGCGAGCCCACGAACAAGACCCCCAACACGCGUGCAUGUAGAGAGGAAACCCCUCUUCUCGGUUGCCUUUCCCCCUCGCUCAUUUCUCUGGCCUCUUCCUUCCUCUUGAGUGUUUGGUCGUGUGUCCCUUCCUCCCUCUCCCUUGGCUUCUUCCCUGCUUCCUUCCCAUCUUUGGGGUUUUUUUUGUUGGGGGGAAGGGGGACCUCGGAGACCGUGGACUGGGGAUGAAGGCGCCUCUUUGAACGACCCCGACAUGGAAGGAUCUAGCGGCUCCAGCUUCGGCAUCGACACGAUCUUGUCCAACGCCAGGUCCGGCAGCCCUGGAGGGAUGAACGGCAGCGGAGGUGGCGGCGACUUCAGAGGCCCCCUCGGAGACUUCCCUUCCUCGCCUUGUUCGGAAAUAGACACGGUGGGCACGGCGCCUUCCUCGCCGAUCUCGGUGACAGCGGAGCCCUCCGAGCAGCAGCCGCCGCAACCGCCGCCACCCGACGCCCUCCCGACGCCGCACAACGCGCUCCACCACCCGCAGCCCUCGCCCCAGCAGCAGCAGCAGCAGCCCUUAGGGCCAGGCGGAGGCUCCGCGCCCAGGACUUCCACCUCUUCCUUCCUCAUCAAGGACAUUCUGGGAGACAGCAAGCCCUUGGCGGCCUGCGCGCCUUACACCACCAGCGUCCCGUCCCCGCACCACACCCCCAAAGCCGAGGCACACGCCGCCGGAGAGGGCUUCCGGCCCAAGCUCGAGCAGGAGGACGGCAAGGGCAAGCUGGACAAGAGGGACGAGGCCCAGAGCGAGCUCAAGUGCCACGGGGCGAAAGAAGAAGGCGACCGGGAGAUUUCCAGCAGCCGGGACAGCCCCCCUGUGAGAGCCAAGAAGCCCCGCAAAGCCCGCACCGCCUUCUCGGACCAUCAGCUCAACCAGCUGGAGAGGAGCUUCGAGCGGCAGAAGUACCUGAGCGUCCAAGACCGCAUGGACCUCGCCGCCGCCCUCAACCUCACCGACACCCAGGUCAAAACCUGGUACCAGAACCGCAGGACCAAGUGGAAGCGGCAGACGGCCGUGGGCCUGGAGCUGCUGGCCGAAGCGGGCAACUACUCGGCCCUGCAGCGGAUGUUCCCGUCGCCCUACUUCUACCACCCGAGCCUCCUGGGCAGCAUGGACAGCACCACGGCGGCGGCGGCGGCGGCGGCCAUGUACAGCAGCAUGUACCGGACUCCGCCGGCGCCCCACCCGCAGCUCCAGCGCCCUUUGGUGCCCCGCGUCCUCAUCCACGGCCUGGGGCCCGGCGGGCAGCCCGCCCUCAACCCCUUGGCCAACCCGCUCCCCGGGACCCCGCACCCGCGGUGAGGCCGACGCCGGAAACACCCCGACGCACCCAUUGUUUACCCUCUCCGAUGCCACUCCCCUCCCUUGAGAAACCUCCCGAGAAAGCGAGGAGCCAACUUUGGGAACUCAAAACGUCCCUCCCCCCGCCCAGCUCCCCUUGGUCUUGAAAAACAAUACUUUUUUGGUUCAAAAAUGUCCGAAAGAGAGACAGAAAAGGCGACGUGGGGAGAAGAGGAGCCGAGAAAGAGACUGAGCCCCAGCCAAAGACUCUUGAGUGGCACAAAGAGAGAAAAGGCGCCCCCUUUCUGGGUUGCUGUGAGUUUUCCGGGCUGUAUGACGAUGUUCCAGAAGCAUUUUCUCCUAACAUUUGGCCUGCAUCUAUGGUAGUCAUCCUUAGAGGUUGUGAGGUAUGUUGGAAACUAUGCCAAUGGGGUUUAUACAUCUGUGGAAUGUCCAGGGUGGGAGAAAGAAUUCUUGUCUGUUUGAGGCCAGUGAGAAUAUUUCAAUUGGCCACCUUGAAUGGCCUUGCAGCUUCAAAGCCUGUAUGCUUUCUGCCUGGGGGAAUCCUUUGUCCGGAGGUGUUAGCUGGGCCUGAUUGUUUCAUAUCUGAAAUUCCUCUGUUUUCUAAGUGUUGUACUUUAUUUACUGUCCUGAUUUUAGAGCUUUUUAAAUACUAGUAGCUAGAUUUUGUUCAUUUUCAUGGUUUCCUCCUUUCUGUUGAAAAUGUCCACAUGCUUGUGGAUUUCAAUGGCUUCUCUGUGUAGUCUGACAUUAGUAGUCCAGCAUUUCUGUCUUCUCAAAUAAUAUGCUGUUGUCCAGGUUGGUUCAUCAAGUGCUCUGCUAUGGCUGACUUCUCUGGUUGAGCUAGUCUGCAGUGCCUUUCAUGCAGUACCUGGACCACUCCAACAAACAGUAUGUCAGACUACACAGAAAAGCCACUGAAAUCCACAAGCAUGUGGAUAAUUUCAACAGAAAGGAGGAAACAAUGAAAAUGAACAAAAUCUAGCUACUAGUAUUUUUUUAAAAAAAUACUCUAAAAUCAGGACAAUGAAUAAAGAACAGUCUGAAAACAGAUUGACAUUAAUCAAUCAGGGCCAGCUAACAACUCCCAACAAAGAAGAUGCCCAGGCAGUAAGAAGCCAGACUUUGAAUCUGAAUGACUAUUCAAUGCUAAUCAAGGUGAUUAAUUGCAGCAUUCACACCUACCUCAAACCGACACGAGUUCUUUCUCCCACCCUUGUCCUUCCACAGAUAUAUAAACCCCACUUGCUUAGUUUCCAAUAUAUCUCACAACCUCUGAGGAUGCCUGCCAUAGAUGCAGGCGAAACGUCAGGAGGGAAUGCUUCUGGAACAUCGCCAUACAGCCAGGAAAACUCACAAUAACACGCCCCCUCUGUUUCUUUUUUUCUUUCCCUUUUUCUCUCUCCCUCCCUCCCCUCUCGAAGACGACGGAGAAGUUUGCACUGAUUUCUCAUGACCCCCCCCCCCCCUUCCCCUGCUUUUUAAAGUCUUCUUUUCCUCCCGAAAAAAGUGGCAUGCUCCGUGUUCUAUCAAUAGAUAUAUAUCUAUAUCUAUAUAGAAGUAUAAAUAUAUAUAUAUGGAUAUGUACAUUUUGAACAGGCUGGUGUGCGAAGUGAAUAUAUCUUAUUUAUUCUAUGUCGUCCGAAAACAAAAUUGGGGGGUAGAAACCCCUCCAAGUCACUCAUAUGCUUUAUUUCAAAGGACAACAGAAAGACACUGCAGCAAAGACAAAAAAAGACACACAAAAUUAUGUCUUUCCCCCCUCCUCUCUCCUUUUUUUUCAAAUGCUCUUUUUUGGGAUUUCAGUAAAUGCUUAGGUGGCAGCAAAAAAUUAUGAAUAAUUAUAUAUAUAUAGAUUUUUUUGAUGGCUGACAAUGGCAAAACGAAGUGGAAAAAAUAAAUAAACUUUUAUCUUUUUUUAAACAAAGUAAA
Molecule: messenger RNA, 3623 nt
Organism: Anolis carolinensis (green anole)
Lineage: Eukaryota; Metazoa; Chordata; Lepidosauria; Squamata; Anolidae
Gene: barhl2
Product: BarH like homeobox 2
Exons: 3
Coding region: 600-1691 (363 amino acids)
Biological process (GO): regulation of transcription by RNA polymerase II
Cellular component (GO): nucleus
Molecular function (GO): RNA polymerase II transcription regulatory region sequence-specific DNA binding; DNA-binding transcription factor activity, RNA polymerase II-specific
Source: RefSeq, a predicted model, not a curated record